AAAAUCGACAGCCUACUGAAGACAUCCAAAAAGACGAAAAACUCUAGUUACAAAUGAGUUAAAAGUUCAAGGUUGUCAAAUGGACUCAUACAGUUAUGCUGAUUUGGCAAGUGAUAUGGUCCAAUCGAUAGUAUAGUCAGUUCAUGUCGGAUUUAGUAAAACAUGUAUGCAAAUGAGAAAUCAUUAAGACUAACUUAAUUUAUGUAAGUAUAAAACAUAUUUGAAGACAAAUCUCUCUAAAAUCUACAUCCAUAUUUAAGUAUAAUACAACAUUCCAACACAAAAUAAAAAAUUAUCAUAUUUAAAUACAACAUUUGACGCCAACAUUCAAAAAGUCGUACUUGAACUCAACAAAUAACAUAAGCAUUUAAACAUUCAUACUUGAAUCCAACAAAUAACAUAAAUAUUAGAAUGUGUUCCAUUACUUGGGUUGAGUUGAGUGGCGUUGUAGAAAGUUUUCAGUUGGCUUGAAACCUCGGUUAGCGUCAUAUUCGAGUGGAGCUAGAUUCGCAGUGAGCAAUAAAACUCCUUUCGAGACCUGAGACGUCGAAGCAUCAUCACGCAACCAUUAUACAUAUGGUUUUCCGAGCUCCAACUUGACUGGAGGUGUGGAUUCAUCAUAUCUAUCUGGAUGGUAAUAAGUGCACUGAUUAUCUUGCGAACCAUGUGCAUUCUAUGUCGUUGGGCACCCACUACUCCACUAGGUUUCAAUUAUAGAUAAUGUAUUAUACUACUAGAUUUUGUAUGACUGUCAAGGACUCUCUAAACCCCGUUUGAUUUUGAAUGAAGGUUGAGAUGCGUUGCAUUUAUUUAAAAAAAAAUAUCAAGAACAAAUCAAUGUUUUUAUUCACCAAAAUGGUAACAUUUUGUUUAAAUGUGAUAGAUCAUCACGUCGAUUAUACCAGAGCAUUCCAGGCGUGUCUAUAAUCGGUAUCGGUUGAACCUGCUUGUAUUGUCGGCAUGCCUAGCAUAACAACUAUGUUAAAAACUAGUGACUGAAUUGUUUGUGAUCCCAAAGUUCGGUGAUCAUUUCUACAAAGUGCAAGACUGACCGAAAGGAAGAACGCAUGAAUUGUGUUGUCCACCCAAGAAAACAACAAAAUAAAUGGGUUAAUAUAUUUGUCUAACCUGAACUUUUCACAUAUUUAACAUCCUGACCAAUCUUUUUUAUUUAUAACAUCGUGACCAGAUCUAUCCCUAAUCUUUACGAAACUAGCAAAUUCCGAGAGUUGACCGUUAAGUUGAGCAGUCAAAUCCAUUGACUAACAGUCAACUCGCCAUGUUAUAGUCCAAUCACCCAAUAUUAAUGAUGUGGAUGCCACGUGGUAUAAAAAUAAAUAAUAUUUAUAUAAAAAUUUUAGAAAAAUUCCCACUGUUUAUUAUUAACUUUCAUAAUCGUCUAUUGAUGAAUCAUUUGAGUUUGAUUUGGCUCGACAUCUAAUUAUGGUUAAAAAUCCAUUGCCAAUGCAUAUAGCUUUGUAAAUAGUUUCAGGUCGUAGUCAUAAAUUGGCUUAAAUUAAGUGGCUGAAUACUGAAUAGUAAUUGUUUUUUUUUUAUGGUAGAAUAGUAAUUGUUAGGAUCCAUGGUUUGGUUUGGUUACCACUUCUGUAAACUGACCCAAAAAGAACCGCGGGAGUUAGAUGGGCAAACCCGAAGAAGAGCAAACGAAAGACAACUACACUGUCCAAUCCAAUCCGCCACACCAGCGCUCCAUCCAUUCGUUCACGGCGGCGGCCGGUGCCAGCUCAGCAGCCUCCACCGUCCAUCCUCAAUCUGCCAACCACUUCCCGCCAUGAAUCUCGUUAACCACACCUCCGUUUCUCUUCGCUUCUCCACUGAAUUAUUCUCUCACCGGCGCUCUCUCCCCCUCGGCGGUCGAGUCUUACUCACGAGGGCGAGCAGUCUUCCCUUCCCGGCUAACGAGGCCAAGCACCGCCGGGAGCUCGAAGCUGCCAUAGGGAUUGUGGAGCGCGCUUGUCGCAUCUGUGUUGACGUGCAGAGUUCCGUGCGCUCUAGUGAAGCAGCGUCCGUGGAGAAGAGCGACAGUACUCCAGUCACCAUCGCUGACUUUGGUGUUCAAGCUUUCGUCAGUUUUGAGCUACAUCAAGCUUUCCCUGCUAUUCCCUUGGUUGCUGAAGAGGAUUCUGGGUUCUUGAGGGCAAAUAACCUCCUCGAUUCUGUGCUCGGUGUGGUUGCUGAUAAAUCAAGUUCAGACAAGCCAUUGACUCGAGCUCAAGUCCUGGAGGCAAUCGACAGAGGGGGAAAGAAUGCCAUUGUUUACGAGAAUAAGCCAGCAACUUACUGGAUCCUCGAUCCAAUUGAUGGUACCAAGGGUUUUCUCAAAGGAAGUGGUGCCUUAUAUGUGGUGGGUUUGGCACUUGUGGUUGAAGGGGAGAUUGUGUUAGGUGUUAUGGGCUGCCCAAACUGGGAUGACUCUGAAUCCUUCCAAUCCAUUACAGGGGUCAGCAAUGCAUUAAAUAGAGCAGGAAUUGUAAUGGCUGCUCAUAUAGGUUGUGGGACCUGGAGAAGGAGGUUUCAAGAUGGCCACCAGAGUGAAUCAACUGAUCCAUCCUUCCAUGAUUGGAGUAGAUGCUUGGUUGACGGGUGUCUGUUAGCAUCCCAAGCACGAUUUUGCAUGACAGAUAGUGCAACUUGGGAAUCAUUGCCUUUGUCGCCUUUCUUUAGUACAACAACUGAUGCUGCUGGUGAUGGCAGUGGAAGGAGUGUGGUUCUCUUGAAGGCUUGCUGUGGCAGUUUAUCCAGGUAUAUUAUGGUGGCUUUAGGAAUUGCAUCAGUCUUCAUUCUGCUAGCGAAACCACGGAUAUCGACCAAGGUGUGGGAUCAUGCAGUUGGGUUGAUAUGCGUUCAUGAAGCUGGGGGCAAGGUAACUGAUUGGGCAGGGGCUGACCUUAACCUUGCAGAGGAUGGUGUGGAGCGAAGGAUCCUAUAUCCUGCAGUUGGAGUUCUUGCAACCAAUGGCAAGAUCCACAACCAGAUCGUGGAGAUGAUUUCUGUGAGUUCCUCCACUGGAUGAGCCCUGGUCGUUUUGGUAAGUUCGUAAUCCAUAACCCAAACUGUAAUUGUCGCAUUUAUAAUCAGUGGUUUAGUUCAAUCUGGUUUUGUUAAUCCUUCAUCGAUUCCCACUGUCUUCAUCCUGUAAACUGAGGAGUCGAACAGAAGUUAAAAGGAACCUUUUUGUGCAGACGCUUAAGUUACAACUUAGUUCUACAAGCAUGUCCAGUUGGUGAGGGGGGAGAGUGAACAAGAAGAAUAGAGGAAGCAAGAUAAUGGUGCUAGAUAGAAGCAUAGGAUCCACGGUUUGCCUAGAUGGUCAAGUUCGUACCCACGUUUCAGUUUCAGGUAUGACUCUUCUACUCUCUAAUCUCUCCUUAACUUACACCCCUCACUCUGCAUUUUAUGUUCCAUACUUUAAUUGGGUUGUUCCUUAAAUUUUAUUCUAUCAUUUUUUUCAAGUCUAUCUGCCACUGUUGGUCACUUAUCAAUUUCAUUAAAUCAUCACUUUGAUUGAAAGUGGCAUCAAAGCAUGGUACCGGUGGUUUAUAAAUUGCAUUUGAACCAUCCUUUCUGAUUCUGAAGCUUUGUUCUUGGCUAGUCUUAGAGGUGUCCAUAACUGUGUUUGUUAGCAUAACUGAAGUUCUUUCCAAUUGACGGGGUACUGACAUACAACUGUACAAGCAAAGUGUCAUGAUUGGUAGGUAGCUCAACCUCCUACUGAUUCUACACUACUGUGUAAUCUGUAGAUUUUGGCGGUGGUGUAGAAUCAGCAGCGACUGGGGUGGUGGUAGUAGGAGGACGAGGACUGAUUGUAGUGGUGGUGGUAGGGUUGAAGAAGUUGAAGAUGGAGUCCCCCAUUUUUGUUCUUCUUUCUCUGUUAUAUAUCAAAAUGCAGGUUAGAGAGAAUAAAAAUAACAGACUUGGCUGUGCACUGUGUGGCAGUGUGGGGGUAUUUGUAUUGUAAGGGCUUGGGGUGAGAGGACAGAGUGUAUACUCUGGAUGAUUAUACUCUGGAACCGAGCCAUAUGAACUGUGGGACUGGGAUCUGCUAGACCCCAAAAGCAAUGAAUAGUAAGGGGCUCA
Linum trigynum is the source of this 4098-nucleotide messenger RNA. The record is from the annotation of a GenBank genome assembly. Lineage: Eukaryota; Viridiplantae; Streptophyta; Magnoliopsida; Malpighiales; Linaceae.